Molecule: messenger RNA, 1442 nt
Organism: Somion occarium
Lineage: Eukaryota; Fungi; Basidiomycota; Agaricomycetes; Polyporales; Cerrenaceae
Source: the annotation of a GenBank genome assembly
UCGAUGCCGGGAGAUGGAGGUCGAGAGACAAGCCGGGAAUCGAGCGUGGUACAAAGUCGCACGGCGUCAUGUCUUCUCCCCCAUUGGACCACGAUCCUCGCUCCCCUCGCGUCUCCUUCAGUUCAGUAUUUAUUCAUAGCCUUAGAUCUCACUCUUUUCACUACAACGAGCACGUCCUACAACCAUGCUGAACGUGAAACGAGUGAGUGCACCGGCGCGCAAGUUUGCACGAUCGUUGGCGACCUUACACCAUGCACCUCCUUCAGGCAAAAGUCCAACAGCCAUAGUGAUGCUAAAUAUGGGUGGACCAUCUACUGUGCCAGAAACCUACGACUUCCUCAAGAACCUCUUCUCAGACGGCGACCUUAUUCCCCUUCCAUUCCAAUCGUUUGCCGCACCAUGGAUAGCCAAACGUCGAACACCUCAGAUCGAGAAACAAUACCAAGACAUAGGCGGCGGUUCUCCCAUUCUAAAAUACACUCGACUACAGGGUGAUCGUAUGGCAGCGCUGUUGGAUGAACUUCAUCCUGCUACCGCGCCGCAUAAAGCUUAUGUCGCUUUCCGAUACGCUAAACCUUUGACCGACGAAGCGGCGGCGGAGAUGAAGAGGGAUGGUGUGAAGCGAGCAGUGGCGUUUACUCAGUAUCCUCAAUAUAGCUGCAGUACAACUGGAAGUAGCCUCAAUGAACUUUAUCGGCGGGGUCGGGCGGGUGCUCUAGGAGAAGGUGUUGAAUGGAGUGUUAUUGACCGAUGGGGAACACAUCCUGGUUUCAUUGAGGCAGUAGCACAAAAUAUUGAACGUUCAUUAGCGAAGUUCGACGAGCAAGAUCGUUCUGGCGUCGUUCUGCUAUUCUCUGCUCAUUCACUGCCAAUGUCCGUCGUUAACCGCGGCGACCCAUACGUACUUGAAGUUUCCGCCACUGUCUCUGCUGUCAUGGACCGACUGAAGCAGUCGAAUCCCUUUCGCUUAGUAUGGCAAUCACAAGUCGGUCCCUCAGCAUGGUUGGGAAUGCAAACCGGUGAAGCCAUAAAAGGUCUGGCGCGAUUAGGUCGGAAAAAGGUCGUCCUCGUGCCUAUUGCGUUCACAAGUGACCAUAUCGAAACCCUUUACGAGAUGGAUUUAGAAUACGUCAAGGAAGGAGAAGAGCUCGGCAUGGACAUACAACGUGCUGAAUCGUUGAAUGACUCGCCAGUGUUCAUUCGUGCAUUGGCGGAUCUGGCAGCGACUCACCUGCGUGAUUACUCCGCGGGGACGAUCGGACCCGCGAGUAUACAGAUGGGACUUAGGUGUCCGGGAUGUACAAAUGUGACAUGUGGACAACAGAAGACUUGGUUUGCGCGGGGCGGACGAUGAUAUUCUAUUGUGUUUUGCUCUCUUUUCACUUCUCUGGAUGUAUCGUUAUGACAUAUACACUUGCUUUCCUGCGAUGCUUUCCUAUGUC